This is a messenger RNA of Brassica oleracea var. oleracea, 2090 nucleotides long. RefSeq names its product serine/threonine protein phosphatase 2A 55 kDa regulatory subunit B' delta isoform-like. Bases 390 to 1835 code for a protein of 481 amino acids. Gene Ontology annotation, biological process: signal transduction. The record is from RefSeq and is a predicted model, not a curated record. The transcript is spliced from 2 exons. Lineage: Eukaryota; Viridiplantae; Streptophyta; Magnoliopsida; Brassicales; Brassicaceae. Gene Ontology annotation, molecular function: protein phosphatase regulator activity. Gene Ontology annotation, cellular component: protein phosphatase type 2A complex.
UCCUUGUUCAGACAUUGGAACUUUUCUCUGGUCACGCGGUCUUCUCUCAGUCACCUUCCUUUCUCUCUCUCUUAAACUUUCUAAUCUCUAUCCACUUCUUUUUUCUCUCUCCACAUGCCAACGAAGCAAUAGGCUAUGAAAAUCUAAACCCUUCUUCUCCGUCCUCCUCUUCCUCUGAUUCAUGAUAAAAAAAAAAAUAGAUACUACCUUUUUUGCCCUGAGUUGUGUUCUCUGUCUGCUUUUGUCUUGAUGACUGAGAUCUAGUCAAUAAGAGAUGUGCACAAGAGUUGUUCUUAUUGCGUGUUGAGAUGAUCUUAGGGGUUUCCGAGAUCUGACUUUGUGAUUAGUCUGAUCUGAGUCUGUUGAAGUUUGACUCCAUAGAUCGGAAGAUGUUUAAGCAGAUACUUGGGAAGCUUCCUAAGAAACCUUCUUCCGCUAAGUUUUGGGAUAAUAGUGAGUCCCAACCCCCAGAUAACAACAACCAAGGUGAAGAAGUUUUAACCCAGAGAUCAUCAUCAGAUGGAGAUUCUGUUUCUUCUGUUGAGGUGUUGCCAAGGCUGAGAGAUGUUCCCAUCUCCGAGAAGCAAGAACUGUUCCUCAAGAAGCUUAGACUAUGCUGCGUAGUGUUUGACUUCGUCUCCGAGCCUCAGCAAAACCUCAAGGAGAAAGAGAUCAAAAGGCAAACACUUCUCGAAGUCGUGGACUACGUCAUCUCCUCAGGGAACAAUGGAAAGUUCCCCGAACCAGUUAUCCAAGAAGCUACAAAGAUGGUUUCGGCGAAUCUCUUUAGUAGUAACACUCACCAACAAUGGAAGAAGAACAAAACUCCAGAAGGAUUAGACUUGGAACAAGAAGAAGAAGGAGGGUCUCUGAACCCUUCUUGGCCUCACUUGCAGAUAGUUUACGAGUUCCUUCUACGACUCGUCGCGUCUCCCAACACAGACGCCAAGAUAUCCAAGAAAUACAUCGAUCCCACCUUCGUCCUCAAGCUCCUGGACCUGUUCGACUCUGAAGACCACAGGGAGAGGGAGUAUCUCAAAACCAUACUCCACCGGAUCUACGGGAGGUUCAUGGUUCACCGCCCUUUCAUCAGGAAAACGAUGAACAACAUCUUGUACGACUUCAUCUUGGAGACAGGGAAACACUCUGGUAUCGCCGAGUUUCUCGAAGUGUUGGGAUCAAUCAUCAACGGGUUUGCGUUGCCUCUCAAGGAAGAACACAAGCUCUUCCUCACUAGAGUGCUGGUUCCUCUGCACAAACUGAAGUGCUUGCCUAACUACCAUCAGCAACUUUCUUACUGCGUUAUACAGUUUGUUGAGAAAGAUUGUAAGCUCGCUGAUACCGUUAUUAGAGGGCUGUUGAAGUACUGGCCGGUUACUAACAGCUCUAAAGAGAUCAUGUUCUUGAAUGAGUUGGAGGAGAUUCUAGAAUCGACUCAGGGAACAGAGUUUGAACGGUGUAUGGUUCCGCUCUCUCGCCAAAUUGCUCAGUGCUUGAGCAGUUCUCACUUUCAGGUAGCGGAACGGGCUUUGUACUUAUGGAACAACGAUCAUGUUAGUAGUUUGGUGAGACAGAACAGUAGAAUCAUUUUACCAAUUGUGUUUCCGGCUCUGGAGAAGAACGGUAGUAGUCAUUGGAAUCAGGCUGUGAAGAACUUGACUGAGAAUGUUCUCAAGGUUUUGUCUGAUACGAAUCCGGAACUGUUUGAAGAGUGUUUGCGCAAGUUUCAAGAAGAUCAGCAGAAUGCAGAGGACAACAAGAAGAAGAAUGGAGAAACAUGGAGACAGCUAGAGGAGAUUGUUGCUUCCAAAGGACACACAUCAAUGGAGAAGUAAGAAGAGUGUUCCACUCUUCUGAACACUCUUCUGCAAUUUACACGAUACACAAAAAAAACAAGAAAAUUGGUUUUAUGUUUUUUUUUGUAUGGUCUUUAGGCCUAAAAGGUAUAUACAGUUUACUUGCUUGGUUGCUUCAAGUCUCUUGGGUUUUAUUAGACAGAUGUUUGUCGUCUUUCAGUUCUUGAUUUGUCUGUUUUGUAUACUUCUGUUCAUGUAAACAUCUUCUUAUGAAAACAAGAGUUUUCUAUAGUA